Messenger RNA from Aphis gossypii (cotton aphid), 1262 nucleotides. RefSeq lists its product as uncharacterized. Bases 366 to 800 code for a protein of 144 amino acids. The transcript has 2 exons. The record is from RefSeq and is a predicted model, not a curated record. Lineage: Eukaryota; Metazoa; Arthropoda; Insecta; Hemiptera; Aphididae.
ACGUUAUAAAGUUGGGGAUUAGAAGCUCAAUAAGUUGUAGCUGUAGUUACAGACAGUGGUGCGAAUAUGAAAAAGCUAUAGUUGACGAAUUUGGUGCAAAAAAACAUCUACCAUGUGUUGCCCACACCACAAAUCUUGUAGUUGAAAAAGCUAUUGACAAAACACAAGAGAUUAGCAAGACAGGUGUUAAAAGUGGUGGAGUACCAGUAUUACUAUUUAAAGCUCGUGAGAUAGUAAAAUAUUUUAAAAAGAGCACUAAGGCCUGUGAUUUUCUAAGAAAUAGUCAAAGAGUUGAAGGUAAAAAAGAUGGGCAAUUUCUCAAACCUUUACUUGACGUCAAAACCAAAUGGAAUAGUUCAUUUUAUAUGAUAGAGAGAUUUGUUCUGCUAGCUAGUCAUUUUUCACAAGUUCUCUUAACUAAAAGUGGUAAAACUAGAGAUAUACCAAACAUGGUUACAAGUUCAGAACUUAGAUGUAUUGAAGAUAUCUGUUCUUUAUUGAGACCUAUUGAGCAAUUAACAAGAAAGUUGUCCACAGAAAAGUUUAUUAUGUCAAGUAAGGUAAUAACUAUAAUAUUCUAUACAAAAAAUGAAAUUGUUAAACAAGACCCUACUUUUGCCAUAGCUAAAAAUUUUAAAUUGAAAAUAAUCGAAGAGUUGGACUACAGAUUUGAAUCGUUAGAUCAAUCAACUAUACAAUCAAUAUGCACUAUUCUAGAUCCUAGAUUUAAAGAUAUGCAUUUCAAAAGUCCUCUGGUUAAUUCAAAAGUUCAAGAUAAAUUAGUACAAAUGAUGGAUUAAGACACCAAUUUUGAUGAUUAAAUAAUAUCUUUGACCGAAACAGAUGUAGCUGUCAGAGAAAGUAAAAAUUAUGACUUAUGGGGCUUGCAUAGAACACUUGAACAAGAACACAAAAACUAAAGGACUCAUAUGAAAACAUCGAGAGAAGAAUUUAAGAGUUACUUACAUCAAAGUGUUAUUGGAUUGAACGAAAAUCCUUUAGAUGAGCGGGAAAGUACUAACUGUUUAUCCCAAACUGUAUAAACUUGCACAGAAAUUUUUAAUAAUACCUAGAACAUCAGUACCUUCAGAGAGACUAUUUAGUAAAGCUGGGACGACAAAUAGUCAGACAAGAAACAGUCUAACUGGAAGUAAAUUAAGCAAAUUACUUUUUUUAGUCAUUAGAUUUAAAACAUUUUUGUUAAACCUAUUAUUUUAAACUUUUUUUAAACAAUGAAUUAUACUAUGAUGAAUAUAAUAUUA